This is a messenger RNA of Leptomonas pyrrhocoris, 1896 nucleotides long. RefSeq lists its product as hypothetical. The transcript has a single exon. The record is from RefSeq and is a predicted model, not a curated record. NCBI's taxonomy places the organism in Eukaryota, Euglenozoa, Kinetoplastea, Trypanosomatida, Trypanosomatidae. Bases 367 to 1896 code for a protein of 509 amino acids. Gene Ontology annotation, cellular component: membrane; Cul4A-RING E3 ubiquitin ligase complex. Gene Ontology annotation, biological process: protein ubiquitination.
AGGCUGUCCGUAGUUUACGGUAGUUUCUAUUUCAACCUCCCUAGUGUGUCGGGACGCUUUUAUCGUGCGUCUCUCUACUUGAGCCGCGCUCGAAAGUCCUUCUCUCAUUUUUCUCUCUCCCUCCCCUUCUUUACACCUCAGUUAUCAGCGGCGGGUUGUAUUGUCACGCUUUCACCCCUCUUAUUUCUUCAUUUACUACGUUCUGGCCGCCAACACACACGACCGUUGAGCGCGGCAAGUACGUAAGUACUCAAAAUACAAUUUGUUUUCUAUCAAAUAGUUGAUUAGCGAACCUUUCAUCCGAAAAUUAAGCGUUUUUUAAAUUGCCGCCCUUCCUCUGUUGAAAAGGAGAAACACAAAGGAAACAUGUCGGUCAAGAGGCACACGAGGACUUGCACCGUGGUGCUGGGCCUGGCUGUUUUCCUGGCCGUAGUCUGCAGUGCAGUGGUAUCCGCGGAGGCGACGUGCUCUUACCGCACGCAGCGUGUGCAGUGCGGCGACCUCGCUUGCGACAAGACCACAAGCGUGUGCAUUAAAUGCCGCACCAACGACGACUGCUAUCCCGCUGCGAUGCGGUGUGACGGCGCAUCUGGAAAGUGCAAGGUGAGCAGUUUCACGUCUCGGCUUGGAUGGGGCACUGUGCUGGCCAUGAUCGGUGGCUGCAUUGUGUGCUCCAUCGGCGUCAUCGCCGGCGUGGGCGGUGGCGGCAUCCUUGUGCCCAUGUUCUGCGGCUUCCUUUCCAUUCCGAUGCAGUCCGCCGUGGGUCUCUCCCAGUCAACCAUCUGCGGCCAGAGCACCCUUAACAUGUACAUUUCCGUGCAGCAGAAGUACCCCGACCGGAGCUGGGAUCGUCCGCUGAUCAACUACCAGUAUUUGAGUCUGCUGCUGCCCCUGGGCCUCUUCGGCACAUUGGUGGGCGGAAUCCUGAGCAAGCUGUGCCCGGAUGUGCUCCGCCUCGUGCUUCUCUUUGUGCUACUCUCAGGGGUGCUCUACCGCACUGUACAGAAGAUGAGGGCGCAGUACGAGAAGGACAAGGAGAUGCGCGAGGUCACCGUGGAGGCCGGCGACACCAACGCAUCCCCCUCCGUCCCCAAGGAGUACGGCAGCAGCGGUGAAACGGCUAAAAAGGAGGCCGCCGAUGCGCCAAACGCGUCGCCCAGCGCCCGAGAGGUCCCCGCUGCGUCGCCCACGUCGGAGGUGAGCCAGACCGUUCUGGAGCGCGCGCCGCAGCCGCAGUACCCGAGGCAGGAGCUCAUGAUGAACUUCGUCUGCUUCUUUGUGCUCCUCGCCUUCAACAUCUUACGCACCUGGACGAGCUGCGGCGGCGCACUCUACUGGAUGUGCGUUCUCGUUCCCCUCCUGCUUCUCGCCACCGCUUUCUACUUCAAUCGCGAGAAACUGCGUCAUAUCGCGGAGUCAGACCCGACGAAGCUCUCCUUCACGUGGAAUCAAAACACGUCGAUUAACUUCCCAAUGGUGGCGGUGAUUGCCGGUGCUGCUGCGGCGAUGCUGGGCAUUGGCGGUGGUCUUGUGCUGGGAUUCGUGUUGUACGAGGUCGGCCUGGUGCCGCAGGAAGCCUCUGUGACGGGAGGCAUGGCAACCUUCUUCAUCGCCUUCUCCGCGGCGCUGCAGCUGCUUGUCACCGGAAGCCUCGUCGUGGACUACGGUUUGGUCUUCUUUGUGGUGGGUCUUUUCGCUACAGGGCUUGGCCAGUUUGUUUUUAUGAAGUACAUUAAGGAGCACGGGCUCAGUUACCUCAUCAUCGCCGCCUUGGCCACCAUUGUAGGCGGAUCGCUGGUUGUGCUGGGUGGCUACGGCAUCUACAACGCCGUCGAUUCGGUUCGCGAGAAUGGGGACGUGAUGGCAUUUGGCAGACUAUGUGCUAAAGCUAAGUGA